Molecule: messenger RNA, 1134 nt
Organism: Fusarium redolens
Lineage: Eukaryota; Fungi; Ascomycota; Sordariomycetes; Hypocreales; Nectriaceae
Exons: 3
Coding region: 1-1134 (377 amino acids)
Molecular function (GO): oxidoreductase activity
Source: RefSeq, a predicted model, not a curated record
AUGUCCGUCCUCUACAUCUUCCCGAUGCUGUUCUUCCUCCUCGGCCUUUCAGGGCUCCUUUCUCUCAGCAAUGCAGCUGUCGUCACGACGGCUCCUCCCCAGACAGACUAUGAUGCCAUCGUCGUUGGCGGCGGCCCAGCUGGUCUCUCUACCUUGAGCGGUCUUGCGAGGGUGCGGAGAAAUGUUCUUCUCGUUGACUCUGGAGAGUACAGAAACGGACCUACGACACAUAUGCACGAUGUCAUCGGAUGGGAUGGUGUUCAGCCUGCCUGGUUCCGCUACGAAGCCCGUCGUCUCCUAUCACACUACAAAACCGUCAAGAUGGAAAACGGAACAGUUACCAACAUAAAACCCCUGCCCGGUAUCAACACACGGUUCUCCGUCUCAGUAAAAUGUCCCGCCCAGCCCACCAAGGAAAUCACAGCUCGCAAGAUCGUCCUCGCUACUGGUCUAAAGGACAUUCUCCCCUCUACGCCCGGCAUUGCUGAAAAUUGGGGCAGGGGCAUUUACUCGUGCCCCUGGUGCGACGGCCACGAAUACGCUGAUCAACCACUCGGUCUCCUGUGCCCUCUCAGCAAAGUUGCAAGUUACGUUAGAAAAGUCCUUACGCUUGAUACAGAUAUCAUCGCUUUUGUCAAUGGGACUGAUAAUGACGAGAUGAGAAUGGCGGCGGAUGAGGAUCUUCCUCAUUGGGAGGAGUACCUCAAGCUUCACAACGUCACGAUCGAUAAUCGCACCAUAACAGCUGUCAGACGUCUCAAGGAUGGUGAGGAAGUGGAUAAAAACCCCUGGUUGCCCUCGGUCCCCAAGGACGAUCUCUUCAGCGUUCAGUUCACCAAAGGCGAGCCCAUUCAACGUGUUGCCUUUCUGUCAAGCUUUCCCAAUAAACAGCGCUCCAACAUUGGAGAAGAAGCGGGUGUCGAGUUGACUAAGAAUGGAAAACUACGGGUUACCAGGGCUGGCAUGACAAAUGUACCGGGUAUUUACGCCGUUGGCGAUGCGAAUUCUGAUGGUGCACCUAACGUCCCGCAUGCGAUGUACACAGGGAAGCAAGCGGCUGUGUCCCUACACGUGGCACUCGAGCGCGAGAAACAGGCUGUUGAGCUUGCAGGCAUAGCAAACCACUUUAGAUAA